Manis javanica (Malayan pangolin) is the source of this 1335-nucleotide messenger RNA. Lineage: Eukaryota; Metazoa; Chordata; Mammalia; Pholidota; Manidae. The record is from RefSeq and is a predicted model, not a curated record.
AUGUAUUUUUAUUUGUUUUGUAUUCUUGAAAAUUGAGGGCUUUAGCAAUCCCCUCCUGAAAUGAAGAGUUAUAUAUUGGGAUCUCUGGAAGACUAAACUAUGGAAAUUAAACUAGGAGACAGCCAGGAUCAUUUUUAGUAAAACAGUGUUCACAUCCCAAACCCCAGACUUUGAUUAGGUAUUAUGAAAGAAGGAAAUUAAGGUGAAGAUGGAACCAAAGUUAAUAGUCAACUGAUGUUAUAAGGAGAUUAUCCUGCAUUAUCAGGACUGGCCCCAAGUACUCACAAGGGUACUUAAAUGUGGAGGAUGGAUAAAAAAGUCAAAGAGAUGUGGUGUGGGAUAGAUACAAUAGAACAUUAACUUCUCUCAAAAUCUCUGUGUUGAUUCUUUUACCAAUAGCAUAAAAUUUACUUAAUGUAAGAAUACCCAUGAUUUAUUUUUAUAUGCACAAUACCAUAUUGGUUUGUGAAUAUGAAAUGAAAGAAUACCGAAAGUAAAGAAAUGCUUCCUAAAGGAUGAGCCCCAGGUACUACGGGAGUAUAAAUAAUGUACUCCCUGUAUGGGUAGGAUUGUGGAUUCUUGGUGUUCGAUAAGUAUGGAUAAUUUGGUGUCUAAACUUGUGCCAAGUCUAUAUUAUUUAAAAUUGAUAUGAGGUAGUCAAGCCACAGAACUGACCACCUGUCACUUGGCCCUUGUCCAAGUGACAGAGUGAUGCUCCUCACUGCACUGUUCUUGUUGUCUCCAGAACUCUUUGAGUUCCUGAAUUCUCAGAAUGACUUCAAAGGUAAGGUGUCCUUUUACAUGAGCAAGGUGAUAAGGGGCCUCUGCAACACCUGCCUUCCGAUCAUACUCGAGGCCAGGAGCAUCCCCAGAACUUCUUGGUGGGCUAGGUUUGAAUGGAAAUCCACCAGUUACAUCUUCCAUCCCCUCUUCUUCUUACAGUUCUGUUUUCUCAGUACUAAUCUCCUCUUCCAUGCUGUGGCUUCUAAUGUGACCAAGACCAAUCCACUAAGCAGCACUAACUACUUCUCAUGUUCCUCCAUAAAUUGCAAUGUCAGAUGCUUCAUUUGUAGAAAUGCUGCUCUCAAGUGCAUACAUGGUGAUCCUCUGGUCCAGGCAUCAGGGUCAGUCCCAUCAGCCUCUCCCCCAAGAACUUCCCCACAGAAGAGGGCCUCACAGACCAUCCUGCUGCAGGUGAGUUUCUCUGUGGCCAUGUCCUGGGUGGACUUCAUCAUCUGUCCUCUUCAACCCUAUCAGGGGCAUGUGGUCCAUUCAUCCUGGGUGUCCAGAGUUUUGUGGUCAAUUUCUAUGUCACUGUCCGUCCUUUGGUGCUAA